Messenger RNA from Calypte anna (Anna's hummingbird), 5822 nucleotides. It is a transcript of the gene PPM1K, whose product is annotated as protein phosphatase, Mg2+/Mn2+ dependent 1K. Lineage: Eukaryota; Metazoa; Chordata; Aves; Apodiformes; Trochilidae. Gene Ontology annotation, molecular function: protein serine/threonine phosphatase activity. The record is from RefSeq and is a predicted model, not a curated record. The transcript is spliced from 7 exons. The coding region runs from base 252 to 1370 and encodes 372 amino acids. Gene Ontology annotation, biological process: protein dephosphorylation.
GGGCAGGGCUGGGCCUCACCGUCCCCGCAUCCCCCGAUUGGCCCGGAGGGCCGCGGCCGGACAGCGGGGCGGGGCCGGGGAAAAGGCCGCGGGUGGCAGGCGGCCCCGCGCCUCUGCAGCCCUGAUCGGGGGAAGCGCCGCUUCUCGCACCGCUGGGACGGAGCUCCCCGCCGCCGGCUGACCGGGCGCGGAAGGAGGAGUCCCUGCAGCCGCCUCUGUUUUAUUCCUGUGAAUCUCCGUGAAGACAAGUUAUGUCAACAGCUACUUUAAUUAAUCUGGUACGAAAGGGAGGGUGUCAGGUGAGACAGAGAGCCGUGCUGACCUCCCGCCUCCUGCAAGAGGAGAAGCGCCCGGCAGCCGCGGGAUACAGCUCCACCUCCGAGCACCGCGCUUCCCGCUUCGAUCCCGAGGGCAGCGGGAGACCGACCACAUGGGACACCUUCGGCAUCUGGGACAAUCGCAUCGACGAACCCAUUCUCCUCCCACCAAGCAUAAAGUACGGGAAGCCGAUUCCCAAAGUCAGCCUGGACAAGGUGGGCUGUGCUAGCCACAUCGGGAAGCGUAGGGAAAACGAAGACCGGUUCGAUUAUGCCCAGCUGACCCAGGAUGUCCUCUGCUUUGCAGUGUAUGAUGGACACGGGGGGGCGGCAGCAGCAGACUUCUGUAAUAAAUACAUGGAAAAAUAUAUUAAAGAAUUUCUUGCUCAGGAGGAGAACUUGGAAAAUGUUUUGAACAAAGCUUUUCUGGAAAUACACAUCGCAUAUGAAAGGCACGUUCAUCAGUCUGCUGAUGCAACUUUGAUGAGCUCUGGCACCACUGCAACAGUGGCUCUGCUCCGGGAUGGCAUCGAGCUGGUGGUGGCAAGUGUGGGAGACAGUCGUGCUCUGCUGUGCCGAAAGGGGAAAGCCAUGAAACUCACCACUGACCACACCCCAGAAAGAAAGGAGGAGAAGGAAAGGAUUAGGAAGUGUGGUGGCUUUGUUACCUGGAACAGUCUGGGACAACCUCAUGUCAAUGGUAGACUUGCAAUGACACGGAGCAUAGGAGAUCUGGAACUUAAAGCCAGUGGUGUGAUAGCUGAGCCAGAAACAAAAAGGGUUCAGUUGCACCACGCAGAUGACAGCUUCCUGGUCCUUACUACAGAUGGGAUUAACUUCAUAGUGAACAGUCAGGAGAUCUGUGAUUUCAUUAACCAGUGCCAUGAUCCUGCUGAAGCUGCCCACGUUGUUAUUGAGCAGGCAGUGCAGUUUGGCACUGAAGACAACAGCACAGUUGUUAUAGUGCCCUUUGGAGCAUGGGGAAAGUACAAAACCAGUGAGAUCAACUUCUCCUUCAGCCGCAGUUUUGCUUCCAGCGGGAGGUGGGCGUGAGGACUUCCACUCCCAUCUUCUCCUGCAUUAAUCUGGACUCAGUGUGCUACAGGAGUGCACUGCCAUCUGUUUGGAGGCUGACUCAGUGUCUUGUCCAUCUCUUCAGUUCCCAUUGCUGUAGAGGAUGCCACUGCUCCCUCGGUGCAUAGUGCCCCAUUGUUGCUUAUGGCUGCUUGCAUUUUGCUGCAGUUAUUUAUUCCAGUUGGCAUUGAGGCAGCUACUUCUUUGGGUUUGUAGGCCCAGCAGCUCUGCAUAUCACUUUGUUCACACAGAGAAGGCUCUGAGCUUUCACUUAAGACUGGAGGAGCUGCACAACUGUUUCAUACUUACUUAUAUUACCCAGGUCCCUUAGGUACCUGGCAGCUGUGUAAGUCUGAAUAUCUGAGCCACACGCUUGCUUACUUGUACAUUCAUACACAGGGAAACAAAUGCACAGGGUUCUUAGGUAGGCAAAAAGCAGGUUUGUUGUCUUCCUCUGCUGUGUAGCCACCCAAAACUCCCCUGUGCUUCACGAGAGUUAGGUGGGAAAUAAGGAACAAGUUUCACAACUGUUUAAAUUCUGAUGCCAGUGGCAUUUGGUGUAGCUGAACAAUUUCCUGAGACAGUGCUGCUUUGCAGGGCUUUAUGCUCUCUCUUCCAUCAUCCAUGAUCCUCUAGCUCCAGGGAGGCAGAGCAGGCUGGGGCCAUGUGCUGUUGGACAGAUGGGAAUGGUUCUCCACUGGGUCCAAAGCCUGUGUGGUAUCUGUGGACCACAUAGCAGCUCCUUACACUCUCUUCCCUUUGGUGUGCCAGUGCUUGGCAGGACUACAGAAGGAAAAAGCUGCACAUCUUUGAUAUCCAGAGAUGCUCAUCAACUUGAAUUUUUAAAAUUUUUUUUUUUUUAAGAAAACCAGCUAAUUUCAAUGAGUUUAUUCACUAGGGGUCUUUGGAUGUAAAUACUGGAGAGGUUUUUUCUUCAGAUAUAUAUGAGGGUUUUCUGCUGACAUCCUCUGCUGAAGGAUUUCUUUCAGUCAUGAUCUCCUGUAUCUGUUCAUGGCAUGCAGGGAGCUGUAAAAUGCCCAAAGCAAGCAAGUUAGGAGAGAGCAUUGUACUAACAGAAGAUAAUUUUUGUAAGUUUUGGGUAUUCUUUCCAGUAGGUGUCAGAUAUUCAGACACCAGAAGGCUCUUUUAUACUUGAAGGGAGAGUUUCCACUUCUGUUUCUGGAGGGAAUCUGCAUCCAGUGAGGAAUGGGGUGGGGAGCAGAGCCCUGAAUCACUGCUGUGACAAGGACUGCAGGUGAAGAUCUGUCCCAGUGUGCUGUGGUCAGACCUCCUUCUUACUCUGCUUCACACCAGGCAUGCAUGCAGCUUUUGUGGCCUCUGGGUCACCUUGUUGCAAUGAAAUACAGGCAAGGAAUUAGGCUGUUCUCAGGCUCCCUGCAGUAUUUUUCAUUCUGUGAAUUGUGCUUCCAACAGCACAAUUGUAAAAACCAAAGCUGAACAGAAAAAAAAAGUGAAAGAAAAGGUGCCUGAUACCAAAUCACCUUGCAAUAAGGAAAAAUAUUUCUGAAGUGCCUAGCCUGAUUCUCAUUUUUCCAGUGCAAAGUACACAUCUUCAUUGCUUUUAGUCCUUGUGGUUUAGUCCAGGGUAAAACCUUAGGCAGUGAUUCCACGUGUGUUUCCUUGCCUCUGGUCAAAGGCCUGGCAACACCCAGCAGAGCCCAGUGUUGUACUGACAGCAUUAAAUUCCAGGUGCUGAGAGAGCACUCAGGUUUUGUUUCCUUACUUGGGGUAUGACAUGGUGUGUAUGUGUAUAUUCAGUUUAGAAGCAGAAGGACCCUGUGAGUCAGUCUGUGUACAUCUGUGUGGUGCUGGGCUCAUGCCCAGGCCUCUCUCACAAGUGCAUCACUGGUUUACAAGAAUAAUUUUCCUCAGAGCUGGAGUUCAGACUCCAGCUCAGGGCAGAACUGGUGGUCACAGUCAGAGAGAAAAUAUCAAGAGUGCUGGGGAUGCCUGUGACAGGUAUACCUGGAUUUCAGUGGGAAUGCAGUCCCUGGAAAUGGAUGGGAGAAAGAACUUGACGUGCAGCACAGUUCAUCCAUGGAACCACUUAAAGGUACUGAAGUUGAAAAUGUACCAGUAGGCACUUUGUAUAGCUACCAAUACAUCUCACAAAUAAAUGAGCACAUCCAUAAAAUUAAAAUGUGAGCCAUUAUGCUCUAAGCAAAGAUGAAGGAACAACUGACAGAUUAUAGAGAUGCAUUUCUUAGGCACAAGUUAUUCCCUGCCUGUUCCCUCUGGUUUCUGCAUCCAGUUCUGCAGUACAUGAGCAACUGAUGAAGAUGAAAUGCUUUGCCAAGUGGCCCGAUGUUCUGCCUGUUCUUCCUCCCUUUAAGAACAGAGGAACCUUCACACUCAUUUGUGUGGGUUCCUUACUUCAUGCUGCACAUGGCAAAACUGUCAGCUUGAAAAGCAUUUUGUAGAAACUCUCCAUUGCCAGGACCAAUGGUCUCAGUCUCCUGAACCACAACACUGCUUUUUCCUACCAGGCUGACUCCACUAAGAUUUAGUGGCAACUACACAAACACUGACUGUUUUUCUUUUAUAAGUUGGGAAAAAACUUCAAUUUCCUAUGGGAUGUUUUUUUCAUCAUUUGACACUACUGACUGCAGUAAUUAGAUCAAGUCUCUGCCCUUGCAUUUCCCUUUUGGGGCUGUUUUAACACUUGAUACCAUGUUGGCAGAGUGUGCUUUGCUAACACAUUGAUGCACUGAGUGGGAGACAGGUGUAUGCCACUGAAUUUGGAGUACACAGAGUAAAUUUGGAGCCAGUGGAGUAAAGCAUUGUUAGGGAAAAUGUCAUAGUGGUACCAGGGGCUCAAAUCAGCAGUGACACUUCAAGGUCCAGCCAGCAAAACUCUUGACAUAGGGUUCUCCACCAGAGCUGGGUACUGCUUACCUGUGAUGAAACUCUGUAGGGUUUUCUAUCCAGUCAAUAAGCCUCCUGCUGCUUAGAGCAGAGUUUACCCCCUGGGGACCAGCCAAAAUUCUCUUGCUCAACAGAGAACAAACUGUCCUAACAGCAGUUGCCUACCGGAGAGGUUUAUUACUGAGGGAUCACUUGAAGUAGCUUUCAGUUUGAAUGAAGUUUAACAGAAUCUCAGUUUGCUCCCUCUCUUUCCCGUGCAUUUAUUUCAAUGAAAAGAACAAUACUUUUUAUUUCUUACAGACUGAACUAAACUCUUAAGGGUGAACCACUGAGCAAACUGUGGCAAGUAUUUGCUUUUUUUCCCUGCCUUUUAGGGAUGGAUUCAGAAUUCCAUUAUCUCUGGUAAGAGUAUCUUUUGGCCUGAACACUGGCCGUGGAUCAGUGGUCUCUCUCACAGGCACUGGCAGGAGGAUGGGCUGUGGGUGCAGAAAGGCAAAAAAUGCUGCCCUGCUGGGUACUAUUUUUUACUGUGAGGAUGUGGACAGCCCAGAGAGCCUCGUGUUGCUACAGGAUUUAUUAGGAGAGGUGCUGAGACUGCAGUGGAGUUCAGCCUUUCUGCCAUGUGGAAAGAGGCAUUUCGUGCUUUGGAACAGGAAGGCACAGAAAUGUCACCUGCAGCCUUGAUUUAAGAGAGCUGACAUAUCUGGAAGGUGAGCACAGUGCAAGAGACUGAAAGGGGGAUGAGAUCCAAGAGUUUGUUUAACACAAAGUCCUCAGUACAAUCAGUCCCUUUGGGUUGAAAAGGUCAAUGCUGGAGAAUAAUUGUGGAGCACAGUUUGUGGUUGAGAAUGGGGUUUUGGAGAAAAAUCAGCAACGUAACUGCUGUUUGCACACUUGCUAGAAAUGAAAAAUGUGAGGAGCUUGGACUCACCGCAGAAUUUCCCCCAACUUCCACAGGAUCAGGGUGUCAGAUCACCUCUUCUGUUUCAGCAGGCAGACAUGCUGUGGUCAAAGGCACUGGGAUUUCAAGCUAAGGGAGAAGCUCAAAACAAGAGAUACCAGUGGAACUGGUUUAGUAUUAUUUUUUUCUUAGAUAAAUUGAGUUGGGCACUGCUAGGUCCAUUGAUCAAUCACCCAACCAGCUGAAUGUAUUGGGAUAGCAACACUCCAGGUAUUGCUCGGUUCUGAAGCUGCUGUUCUCAAAGUGGAGAUAUCCAGGGGGGUGUCCUCUUCAACCUGGAUAUCAAAUGACUGAGCAGCAGUGUGUGUGUCAUAACUUUCUACAGAUGUAAGUGCAAUUGUGUACUUUGUUACAAAGUCUGCCUUAGGACUGUGUGUAAUUCCUAUGGUUUGAUGUUUCUGUUUGAUGUAAUCAGUGUCCAUAAGUAACCUACUUCUUAAUUUUAUAAAGGUAUCCAUUUUGCCUUUUUUUUUUUUUUCUAAAUGUUUGUUAAUUUUCAUUAACUCAAAGCUUCAGAGGAGCAGAUAACUCUGUACUGAAAUGUUGAAAAUAAAUGGAAUGCCAAUAAAAACUUGGCUUCUAGA